Molecule: messenger RNA, 2247 nt
Organism: Elephantulus edwardii (Cape elephant shrew)
Lineage: Eukaryota; Metazoa; Chordata; Mammalia; Macroscelidea; Macroscelididae
Gene: ABCB7
Product: ATP-binding cassette, sub-family B (MDR/TAP), member 7
Exons: 15
Coding region: 1-2178 (725 amino acids)
Biological process (GO): intracellular iron ion homeostasis; transmembrane transport
Cellular component (GO): mitochondrial inner membrane
Molecular function (GO): ATP binding; ABC-type transporter activity; ATP hydrolysis activity
Source: RefSeq, a predicted model, not a curated record
AUGGCGGUGCUUGCUACAUCUUCGUGGCGUUGGGUAGCUGCUGCUGCUGCUUUGGAAAAACAUUAUUCAGUGAUUCUGAUCAGGCCUUUCGUCUCUGUCCACGGGCCACUUCUGCAAUGGAGGUCGCGUCAGCUUGGCGCUUUGGGAACCAUAAGAAUCUACCAGGCUCUCCAGGCAUGGCCACUGAUAGAGAAAAGAACAUGUUGGCAUGGUCAUGCAGGAGGAGGACUUCACACAGAUCCAAAAGAAGGGCUAAAAGAUGUUGAUACUAGGAAAAUCAUAAAAGCAAUGCUUUCUUACGUGUGGCCCAAGGACAGGCCAGAUCUACGAGCUAGAGUUGCCAUUUCUUUGGGAUUUUUGGGUGGUGCAAAGGCUAUGAAUAUUGUGGUUCCCUUCAUGUUUAAAUAUGCUGUAGACAGUCUCAACCAGAUGUCGGGAAAUAUGCUGAACCUUAGUGAAGCACCAAAUACAGUGGCAACCAUGGCAACAGCAGUUUUAAUUGGCUAUGGUGUGUCAAGAGCUGGAGCUGCUUUUUUCAAUGAAGUUCGAAAUGCAGUAUUUGGCAAAGUAGCCCAAAAUUCAAUUCGAAGAAUAGCCAAAAAUGUCUUUCUCCAUCUUCACAGCCUAGAUUUGGGUUUUCACUUGAGCAGACAGACAGGAGCUUUAUCUAAGGCAAUUGACAGAGGAACAAGGGGUAUCAGUUUUGUCCUGAGUGCGCUAGUAUUUAAUCUUCUUCCCAUCAUGUUUGAGGUGACUCUUGUCAGCAGUGUUUUGUAUUAUAAAUGUGGCACCCAAUUUGCAAUGGUAACCCUUGGAACACUUGGUGCUUACACAGCAUUCACAGUUGCGAUCACUCGGUGGAGAACUAAAUUUAGAAUUGAAAUGAACAAAGCGGAUAAUGAUGCAGGAAACGCUGCCAUAGACUCAUUACUAAAUUAUGAAACUGUGAAGUAUUUUAAUAAUGAAAAAUAUGAAGCUCAGAGAUAUGAUGGAUUUUUGAAGACCUAUGAAACUGCUUCAUUGAAAAGUACCUCUACUCUGGCUAUGCUGAACUUUGGUCAAAGUGCGAUUUUCAGUGUUGGUUUAACAGCUAUAAUGGUGCUCGCCAGUCAGGGAAUUGUGGCAGGUACCCUUACUGUUGGAGAUCUAGUAAUGGUGAAUGGACUACUUUUUCAGCUAUCACUACCCCUUAACUUUCUGGGAACUGUAUAUAGAGAGACUAGACAAGCACUCAUAGAUAUGAACACCUUGUUUACUCUACUCAAGAUAGAUACCCGAAUUAAAGACAAAGUGAUGGCACCUCCUCUUCAGAUCACAUCACAAACAGCUACUGUGGCUUUUGAUAAUGUGCAUUUUGAAUACGUUGAAGGGCAGAAAGUUCUCAGUGGAAUAUCUUUUGAAGUCCCUGCAGGAAAGAAAGUGGCUAUUGUAGGAGGGAGUGGGUCAGGGAAAAGCACAAUAGUGAGACUGUUAUUUCGCUUCUAUGAUCCUCAAAAGGGUACCAUUUACCUUGGCGGUCAAAAUAUACAAGAUGUGAGUUUGGAAAGCCUUCGGAAGGCAGUAGGAGUCGUACCUCAGGAUGCUGUCCUCUUCCAUAAUACAAUUUAUUACAACCUCUUAUAUGGGAAUAUCACAGCUUCACGUAAGGAAGUGUAUUCAGUGGCAAAAUUAGCUGGACUCCAUGAUGCAAUUCUUCGAAUGCCACAUGGAUAUGACACUCAAGUAGGAGAACGAGGUCUCAAGCUUUCAGGAGGAGAAAAGCAAAGAGUAGCAAUUGCAAGAGCCAUUUUGAAGGACCCUCCUGUCAUUCUCUAUGAUGAAGCCACUUCCUCAUUAGAUUCAAUUACCGAAGAGAUGAUUCUUGGUGCCAUGAAGGAUGUAGUCAAACACAGAACUUCUAUAUUCAUUGCACAUAGAUUGUCGACAGUCAUUGAUGCAGAUGAAAUCAUUGUCCUGGACCAGGGUAAGAUAGCUGAACGUGGUACCCAUCACAGCUUGCUUGCUAAAUCUGGCAGUAUUUAUUCAGAUAUGUGGCAUACACAAAGCAGUUAUGUACAGAACCACAGUAACUUCAGAUGGAAUGCAAAAAAAGAAAAUAUGUCCAAGGAGGAGGAAAGGAAGAAACUGCAGGAAGAAAUUGUCAACAGUGUGAAAGGUUGUGGAAACUGUUCCUGCUAAGUCACAUGAAACAGAUUUUCUUUUCUUUUCCUUUUUGUUAAUUCAUUGCAUUGAAGACAAAUUAUUUUA